Periophthalmus magnuspinnatus is the source of this 3078-nucleotide messenger RNA. RefSeq names its product ariadne ubiquitin-conjugating enzyme E2 binding protein homolog 1 (Drosophila) (gene arih1). The transcript has 13 exons. Gene Ontology annotation, biological process: ubiquitin-dependent protein catabolic process; positive regulation of proteasomal ubiquitin-dependent protein catabolic process; protein polyubiquitination. Gene Ontology annotation, cellular component: cytoplasm; nucleus; ubiquitin ligase complex. Gene Ontology annotation, molecular function: ubiquitin protein ligase activity; ubiquitin conjugating enzyme binding; zinc ion binding. The record is from RefSeq and is a predicted model, not a curated record. The coding region runs from base 175 to 1761 and encodes 528 amino acids. Lineage: Eukaryota; Metazoa; Chordata; Actinopteri; Gobiiformes; Gobiidae.
CAGAACGUGACGCUGCGUCUCUUUGUUGGGUCAGCGGCGGAGACGUUUUGUUGUUAUUUUCGCUGCAGUUGAAAAACAGCCUGGGAUCAUUUGCUGUUCGUAUUGUUCCAUAACAAACGUCUGUGGCGCUUUCGGCUUCGGUGCGUUUGGCACUGGCUCAGAAUCUCCCUCGGAAUGGACUCAGACGAGGGUUAUAACUAUGAGUACGACGACGAGGAGGAGGAAUGCAGCGAGGACAGCGGCGAAGAGGAGCCCGAGGACGACACCCUGGACCUCGGCGAGGUGGAGCUGGUGGAGCCGGUGGUGGCCGGAGGAGAGCGGGACGAAUGCAGCGAGACAGGCGGAGGACACGGCCCCGGGGAGGAGGAGGAGGAAGACUACCGCUUCGAGGUGCUCACAGCCGAACAGAUCCUCCAGCAUAUGGUGGAGUGUAUCCGGGAGGUCAACGAGGUCAUCCAGAAUCCAGCCACAAUAACCCGAAUCCUGCUCAGUCACUUUAAUUGGGACAAAGAAAAGCUUAUGGAAAGGUAUUUCGACGGUAACUUGGAUAAACUUUUCUCAGAAUGUCAUGUCAUAAACCCUAGUAAAAAGCCACGGAUUCGUCCUCCAAUCAACACGAGAUCAUCGGCACAAGACAUGCCCUGUCAGAUCUGCUAUCUCAACUUCCCAAACUCAUAUUUCACGGGCCUGGAGUGUGGACACAAGUUCUGUAUGCAGUGUUGGGGAGACUACCUGACUACCAAAAUUAUAGAAGAAGGAAUGGGGCAGACCAUUUCAUGCCCUGCUCAUAGUUGUGACAUUUUGGUCGACGACAACACAGUAAUGCGCCUCAUCACAGACUCAAAAGUGAAGUUGAAAUACCAGCAUUUAAUCACCAAUAGUUUUGUAGAGUGCAAUCGACUGUUGAAGUGGUGCCCGGCUCCAGACUGCCACCAUGUUGUCAAAGUCCAGUACCCAGAUGCCAAGCCUGUUCGCUGCAAGUGCGGACGGCAGUUCUGUUUUAACUGUGGAGAGAACUGGCACGAUCCUGUUAAGUGUAAGUGGCUGAGAAAAUGGAUCAAGAAAUGUGAUGACGACAGUGAAACGUCCAACUGGAUCGCAGCAAAUACUAAGGAGUGUCCAAAAUGCCACGUUACCAUUGAGAAAGAUGGAGGAUGCAAUCAUAUGGUUUGUCGAAACCAGAACUGCAAAGCCGAGUUCUGCUGGGUGUGUCUUGGCCCCUGGGAGCCCCAUGGAUCGGCCUGGUACAAUUGCAACAGAUACAACGAAGAUGAUGCCAAGGCGGCCAGAGACGCUCAGGAGCGUUCUCGGGCGGCCCUUCAGAGGUAUCUCUUUUACUGUAACCGCUACAUGAACCACAUGCAGAGCCUGCGCUUCGAGCACAAGCUUUAUGCUCAGGUCAAGCAGAAGAUGGAGGAGAUGCAGCAGCACAACAUGUCAUGGAUCGAGGUGCAGUUCCUAAAGAAGGCUGUAGAUGUGCUGUGUCAGUGUCGCUCUACACUCAUGUUCACCUACGUCUUUGCCUUCUACCUCAAGAAGAACAACCAGUCCAUCAUUUUUGAGAACAACCAGGCCGACCUGGAGAAUGCCACUGAGGUGUUGUCUGGGUAUUUAGAGCGUGACAUCUCCCAGGACUCUCUGCAGGACAUCAAACAGAAGGUGCAGGAUAAGUACAGAUACUGCGAGAGCAGGAGGAGAGUGCUUCUACAGCACGUCCAUGAAGGUUAUGAGAAGGACCUGUGGGAGUACAUCGAGGAUUGAGGACACGUCCCCGUGCAACAGACUCUUGAGUCCUGACAAACUAGAGCGCUGAUGCAAUGACCCAAACUAGACCCAGGCAGCACAGGCCUCCUGCCUCUGACACACCAACCACUUUUGCAUUGUUUCCCUGGAUUUGUUUAACAAAAAAGUAAAUUCUAUUUAAAUAAAAAGGUAGAAUAAUAAAAGAACGUGUACUACAGUAUUGUUAGCUGCAGAGUGGAGUCAUGAGACAGCAGGGUAACACCUCCAAAUACAUUUGGCUUGUAUCGUAACACCCCUGAUCUUUUGUUUUUGCUUGUGAAUCUUUCUGUUUUUUGAUUUUGACUUAAUUUCCCAUUAGUGUGACAUGUUUUGAACAGCUUUAAUUGUCCUGGACUGUCUGCAGUGUGUUGGCUCUGUGUGGGUGCCUGAAUGUUGAGGUUGAUGAAGGGGCAAAGACAUUUCAGGGUGAGAUGAAACAACAAAAGAACAAAAUAGUGUAUUUUUCAAUUUGUACAUAGUCCUAAUGCAUGGAGUCAAAGAGCAGGACGUUUGCAUCACUUUGAAAUAUUUAUUUAACCAGUUCUGUAAGAUGUCCUUUGCCAUCUCGGUUGAGGGUUCCUGGGUGAAGCAGUGGAGGUAGAGUAGUAUUAUUCUAACCUGUCCCAAAUACUGUGGACCCCUUUCCUUUUGCUGAAUCUUCAGGAAGUGCUUGGUUGAGUUGGGUCUAAGUGAUGAAUCAAAGUCUUUGAUUGGAGAACAGGACUCCUGCUAACGCUAUACUAAUCCUGUGUUUCCCUCUUAGUUGUUUUUAAAGGUGUUUAACAUUAAAAAUAAAACUAUUAUUUGCAAGAGCCAAACUGAGUGACAUUCACUCCUUUUUUUAUCUGUUUUCCCCAGUGUGGCUUGAUGCCUCCUGAAGCCCAGCAUGCACCUUGAGAUGGUAGAAUGUAAGGGGGCGGGGCUCUGUCAGACAGACAGACGGUCCUCAGAUUAGGGACAUGGGGCGUCUAAAGUUCAAGGACUGUUUUAUAAAACGCUGUUAUGCUUUUGCAUUAAACCUGUAUUUUCAUAGUGAGGAUGACACUGAAAUGUCAGUGCCCCUCUGGGUUCUUCUAAGUGGCUCUCUGUCGUCGGGCGCAGGGCUGUGAUUGGCUGGAAGUCUCAAACAGCUCUGCACAUGGCACCUCUGAGAGUUCACCAUCUUUACCACGUUCUCCCACUUCACUUCUGUGGGGAAUUCUUUCCCAAAUGCUUCUUAUGUGUUCAAACGUAUUAUUUUAUCCUAGCAAAUUAUAACUGUAUUGUUUAUUUGAAUAAAUGUUAUAAGAAAUACCA